Tinamus guttatus (white-throated tinamou) is the source of this 1558-nucleotide messenger RNA. The record is from RefSeq and is a predicted model, not a curated record. NCBI's taxonomy places the organism in Eukaryota, Metazoa, Chordata, Aves, Tinamiformes, Tinamidae.
AUGGGGGUAAAUCCGGGUAGCAGAAUUUCUGUCCUGAGAGAGAGAGGAGCCCGCGUGGUGCGAGUAAGCAGGCUGACCACAGAAAAGCAGUGCCGGCGAGCUUGCAAGGGCCCGGCUGCUUCAGGUAAUCGCCACUGCAAUUGGUCUGUGCCCUACCAGAAUCGCUGCCUCCUCCUGCGGUGUCGCAAGUUAAGUGUGUGUCAGAGUGCUGGAGAACAAGACAUCCACGAUCUGCUUGGAGAAAUUGUCCUUAGGAAAAGGAGAACAGACUUGUUUCACCACCAGAGGUAUCCAGAGCAGAUGGAGAAGACAGUAAAUGCAGUGGUUGACCAACACAGCACAGAAAAUCUGCUUUCCUCAACAACUUGGACUGUCAGGAUUCACUCAAGGCAGUUGCUCAAUGUGGAAAGUGGUGCUGGAACAGCAGAUGCAGGAAAAACAACUGCAGUCAAUGCAGCCACCACCACAGACACUGCCAGCACUGCUGCAGCUGCAACCACAAUCGGUACAAAUGCUUCCAUCUCCUCUGCAGUUCCUGUAACAAGUGUUAAGGCUACAACUGCCCCUGUCGGUGGUGCCCUUAAAUCCAUAUUUUCCACUGCCUCUUCUCUAACUCACAAUACCAUCACUGCUUCCGUAACCAAUAAUGUCACUAAGCUUGUGACCACUGCGGAAAAAUCAGGAAAUAAGAGCGCUGGGUCAGUAUCAGAAUCCCCUUCUCCUCCCCCUACUGCUGAGCCUGGAACGGGCCCUCAGGUGACUCCAGAGCAGCGCUCGAGCCCAGCUCCCAGCACAGCCAGCGCUUCCCGCCCUGGGAAUGCCACCGCGGCCGGAGGGCACUCACAGGUACCGAGCACAAGCACAACUGCAACCACCCUCACCCCGCUGGAUGCCCAAGCGUCAGCGACCGCUGCUGCUCGUGCUACUGCCCUCGCUACCUCUGUGAGUUCACAUUCCAGUAAUCCAGCACCUACCGUCACGUCACCAAAUCCAGGGCCAGAAGGAAGUACAGCCACAACAUCCUGGAAUAAAUUGACUUCUUUUCUGAGUUCUACAAGUGCAAUGGUUUCAACAACUGCACCUGCAACAGAAGCUACGACUGGACAUGAGACAAAGUCAGUGUCUCCCAUCGCCUCUACUGGGCAAAUGACAACAGCUCCAGCAAAUGCCCCUGCAACCACAGCUCCAGCAACUGCUGGAGCGCAGGGCACCGACGAGGAGUAUCUUCUCAUUGCUGCUGAGCCUCUGACUCACUACCUGGUAGACAAAAGUUCGCUUCUCGCAGUGCUUUUAUUUGGUACAGUGUUUUUCAUAACUGUUAUAGUUGUCUUCCUUAUGCAGGCCUAUGAGAGCUACAAAAAGAAGGACUACACACAGGUGGAUUACCUGAUCAAUGGAAUGUACGUGGACUCGGAGAUGUGAACGGAUGGGGAUAAAACACAGGGCAGAGAGCUGGAAAGGAGAUGGAAAGCCUGUCUGACUUGUUUUUCUUUCCCAUUUGCCUAUAAGACAAACUGAAAGUGCUUCCAAAUUUACUUCUGGUGCAAUUUAGGAGAAA